CUCCGCUUCUUGCCAGAUUGCACUCGACCCCUCCGCAAUACCCUCAACUGCCCUGUAAAAGCUCGAGUACCAUUGGUUCUGCGCCUUGCACAUAGCAGUCUUUACCCUGAGCUUCGCUGACUGUAUAAGCUGCACAUUACGUAGCCCACACGACACAGUCGAAAUCCCGCAAUGGCCCCUCCUCCGCCUGCCAAUCUUCCUCUGGGCCAGCGCCUGGCUGCGCUUGCGCAGACCCUCCAGUUCGCGUGGUUCGCCGGCCACGUUACUCUGCUGCUGGCGUCGCUGAGAUACGGUCUUUCCUACAUUACCUUCAACUACAACUCUGCGUGGGCCGCCUUUGCGUACCGCACAGGCUUCGUUUCCGCUUGUGUCACAUAUGGUAUUGUUGUCUACAAGGCGUACCGCGCCCGCAUGAGGGCCGGCAAGCAGGGCGGCGUCAUGGCCCUGGCCACCGAUGAGAACGUCCAGUACCUGAUCAUGGCGCUCGUCUGGCUGUUCAUGCGCCAGAUCCCUCUGGCUCUGUUGCCUUUCACAGUCUACUCCAUCUUCCACGUUGCGACCUACGUGCGCUCCAACUUGAUCCCUACUAUCAAGCCUCAGCCUACUGCUUCGGCGCCUGGCGCUAAGCCCACUUCUUCGGCUUUCGCCGAGACUAUUGGCAAGUUCGUGAAGGAGUAUUACGAUGCUAGCAUGACCUUGGUCGCACUUCUCGAGAUCGCUCUCUGGUUCCGCGUUGUUGGCUCCGCUCUCAUCCUCCAGAAGGGCUCGUGGAUCCUGCUCGCCGUCUACACCGUCUUCUUCCGCGCCCGCUACGCUCAGAGCAGCUUUGUCCAGGACGCCAUCAACCAGGUUACUGGCCGCAUUGAUGCUCAGCUUGCCAAUCAGAGCACCCCUCCCGCUGCUCGCCAGGGCUGGGCAACCUUCAAGAACAUCGUUCGUCAGGCUGCUGACGCGACCGACAUCCGCAAGUACGUCGGCGCGCAGCAGGGCGCUGCUCCCAAGAAGGCCCAGUAAGCGCUUCGACAUGCGUGCGACAACGACCUGCCUUUGAUGACUCGCGGUGCUAAGAGCACGUUGGAGGUCUGAGGUAUGACAAGUUAUGACGUAUGAGCUAUACGGUCGCCACAAAAUUGAGAGUCGAAAGUUGGAAUGGAUAACGAACGAGUGCGUUCAUGGAUAUGUUGAAAAGUGAGCGGUCCUCUGCUCAUGGCGAGCAUGACAGAACGGAGCUGAAGUCGGAUUGGUCUGCAUUGCUAUCCAUGUGUAACCAGGAUAUACCUCUGAGCAUUUUCGUAGCUGUAGAGUGGCGUUCUUUGCAAUUGAAUAUGUUAUUUCUGAUACUCC
This is a messenger RNA of Didymella exigua CBS 183.55, 1344 nucleotides long. RefSeq lists its product as uncharacterized. The record is from RefSeq and is a predicted model, not a curated record. Gene Ontology annotation, biological process: membrane organization; endoplasmic reticulum tubular network organization. NCBI's taxonomy places the organism in Eukaryota, Fungi, Ascomycota, Dothideomycetes, Pleosporales, Didymellaceae. The transcript has 2 exons. Gene Ontology annotation, cellular component: membrane; endoplasmic reticulum. Bases 172 to 1014 code for a protein of 280 amino acids.